Messenger RNA from Leptonychotes weddellii (Weddell seal), 4350 nucleotides. Lineage: Eukaryota; Metazoa; Chordata; Mammalia; Carnivora; Phocidae. The record is from RefSeq and is a predicted model, not a curated record.
AUGGAGUUUGCUAUUAAAAUAGACCAAGCUGAAGAUUUCCUCCAGAACACCCAGGAGUUUGAGAGUGCUGAGUCCUUAAAAUCACUUCUUCAGUUUCACGAACAUCAUACCAAAGAACUCUUAGAACGAUCUCUAAUCCUUUUAAACAAAAGUCAACAGCUCACUGACUUCAUAGAAAAAUUCAAGUGUGAUGGACCUAAUGUGAAUCCUGAGUUGAUUCAGGGAGCUCAUAACAGCUGUCUGAAGAUUGACAGCCUUCUUGAGCUUCUACAAGAUAGGAGACGGCAACUCGACAAGGACCUGAAGCAACAGCAGCAAGAAUUGGGUCAGGUUCUGCAGUUAUUUCAGUGGGACCAGCAAGAAAAUCAGGUUACUUGUUGGUUUCAGAAAACCAUAAGAGAUUUACAGGAACAAAGUCUAGGUUCAUCACUUUCAGACAAUGAGGAGCUAAUCUGUAAGCAUGAGGAAUUGAUAAUAAAAGCAAAGGAAUGGAAUUCCGCUGUUGAGAAGCUGAAGAGUGAUGCACUUGGGAUUCUGCUGUCUAAGGGCUACGUGGAGAAAGAGCAUCUACAGCUCUCUAACCAGAAACUGCAUCAGCUUCAAGGAGAAUGUGAUCGGCUCAUGGUGGAAAGGAAAACUUGGUUAAAAAAGGCAAAUGUUUUUUUUAACAGCGCUAAUAAGGCAUUUGAUGUACUUGGGAGAGUUGAAGCUUACCUGAAGCUCCUUAAAUCAGAGGGUUUAAGUCUGCCUGUCUUGGCAGCGAGGCAUGAGGAAUUACACAGAGAAAUUAAAGACUGCACAGCUGAUGCUUUGCAAAAGGGACAAGCCUUAAUCAGCCAAGUAGACUCCUGUAGCUCUCGGGUAACUGGAGUCCGCGAGAUGAUGGGAUGCAUUGAGAGGCGAGUGGACCAACUGACCCAACAGUGUUCAGCGCACAAAGAAUUUGCUCUUAAGAAACAGCAAUUAACUGCCUCGGUGGAGGGCCACCUCAAGAAGGUGGAAAUGUCAAUUCAGAAAAUCAGUCCAGUACUUUCCAGUGCAAUGGAUGUCGGUUCCAGCCUUUCUGAAUCAGGGAAGAUUUUGAGUAAAUACUUGGAACUAGAUAUGGAAGCUAAGGAGACAGCACAUGAAUUAGAAGCAGCUGCAAAACUUAUGACAGAGAAAAAUGAAUUUGAACCUGAUGAAGUGGCAUUGCUUUCUUCUAAAGCUAAAUGGCUAGAGGAAGAAUUAAAAAUACUUGGCCAAAGCAUCGGCUCCAGGUCACAAGUCCUGCAAACUUAUGUGGCAUUUCUAAAGUCCUCAGAAGAGGUACAGGAGCAGUGUCAGAGCCUAAAGGAGUUUUACCAAACUGAAAUCCUGCAGAAGGAAGAGGAUGAUGCUGAAGCCAAGCAUCGAUCUGACUCAGCUGAGAAGCAAUGGCAGCUAUUUUUGAAGAGGAGUUUUUUAACUCAAGACCUAGGGCUUGAGUUCCUUAAUUUAAUAAAUAUGGCAAAAAGGGAUGAAAUAUUAAAUGCGAAAAGUGAAGUGCACUUUAUGGAGAACACUAUGGAAAGCCAGAAGGCAGAAAGAGAAGAACUCAGCCACCUUCGGAUGACAUGGCAACUUAAAGCCAUUGCAAGCAAGCCUGUGAAACAGCAGUGGGGAGCAUUCAAAGAACAACUUAGAAAGACUACUUACAACUUACAACUUCUUCAGGAAGCACUUAUGCCUGUGUCUGCUCUUGACCUUGGAGGGAGCCUCCAGACCAUUUUAGGUCUACAGAAAAAAUGGAACGAAAUGAAGCCUCAGCUCCAGCAACUGAAUGAUGAAGUCCAGUACAUUAUAAAAGAAUCAGAAGAGUUAAGUGGCAAAGGAGCCCCUAUGAAAGAGAAGUCUCAACAACUAAAGGGGCUUAUUCAUCUCCAUCAAACACAGAAAGAGAGAAUCCAAGAUUAUGAGGAUAUCCUGUACAAGGUGGUCCAAUUCCACCAAGUCAAGGAAAAGCUGGGUCAUCUCAAUAAAUCAAGGGAAAUGGAGCUUUUAGAAGAGCCAAAGGAUCUGGAUGAUGCCCACAAAGCCCAGGUUCACCUCAGUCGCUCACAGGAAAAGCAAGCACAUAUUGAUCAUCUCCAUGAACUGGUCCUUUCCCUGGGAGUGGAUGUCAUCUCAUCUGUGCUACGGCCUAACUGCUCUAACAUUUCUGCAAAGAACCUGCAGCAGCAGCUGGACAUCCUUGAGGGGGACCAUGUGAACUGGCGUGCCAAAGCCCAGGAGUAUGAACGGACCCUGACCUGCAGCUUGGAGUACUGCACCUCAAGGGACAAGAUAAACGAGGUGGGGUGGCAGGGCUUUGGCUUUUCUGUUCUGAAGGCACAGGUAGCAGGUGUUUGGGCCAUCAGUGGAACAGGAGAGGGUCAGCGUCCCCCGCACCUGAAGCAGCCGCCCUGUGACAGAGAGGGUGCUGUCCAAGGCCGGCUCCUGCCUGCAGACAUACUUUCAGGAGAAGAAUAUGAAUGUGUCUCACCUGAUGACAUCUCCUUGCCUCCACUCUCGGGAAGCCCCGAUUCCCCCCUUGCCCUGGCUGCCAUGGACGUGGAGCAGCAUGCCAGCCCUGCCCUCAGCCUUCACACGAGCAGCUACAGGAUGCAGACUGGGGCCAGCAGUGCAGGGGAUGCCCAAGAAUCGGGCAUUCCACCACCUGCUGCUUUGGCUGAUGCUUACAGUGAUAACAGAGAAACAUUUUCAAGUCAUUUUGAGAGGCCGUACCCCCAGUCCAAAGCUGAGCUCCCAUUAACCUCCGGAGCAUUUCUGGAAAAAAGUACUGCCUUCUGCAAAAUCAGUGCUAAACAUCCAGAGAGCAUGCCGAGUGAAGUGCAUGAGAGAGCUUCACAGCAGCACCCUCAGGCUCAGGGAAGUUUGCUAGAAACACGGGAAAAAGUGCAUGUUGAUAAUAACAUCACUAAAACCCGAGACAGGCUGCAUGCUUCCCAGGAUGCAUUCUCAGGCCUUGGGCUUCGAUCAGGCCCCAGCCGGGCCUAUCAGAGGCAAACAGUCCCCCAAGAGGAGAUUAAAUGUACAUCAGCAAAGAACACGGUGGUCAGCCUCACUGGCCAGGCUCCUAAUUUCUCCAGGCUCCUGUCUAAUGUAACUGUCAUGGAAGGUUCUCCAGUAACUUUGGAAGUUGAAGUAACAGGAUUUCCAGAGCCUACACUGACAUGGUGGGUAGCUUAUAAUGACAAGUCAUAAACACAUUGAAUGACUGAGCAAAUCAUUCUGUGUGCACUAACUUAAAGGUGUAGGGAUAGCUGAUUAAUAUUCUGCAACACUGCAACUCUGCAUGAUUCAACCUUACACCAACCCCCAACUCUCCCUGUAGGCACAGCAUGUCUAAUACCCAGAAGAACCAAAAGGAACCACAUAAAAUAAUAACUUAACCAACUCCAAAAGCACUGCAACUUAGCUGUGCUCUUUUGUGGAGUUUUUUGUUUUGUUUUAUUUUUGCCAUUAGUUUAACAUUCCACAUUUCUGAAGAUUGUGGGUUGAAAUUGUUUCCUAUUGCUUAUUUCCACAUAAGCAUGACAUUUCUUAGCUUAAUAUCCCAUAUUCGAUUAAUAAACAUAAGAAUUUAGGUUUUCCCCUUUUCUUUCAUUUAGCCAUUUCAUCUUUUCCCUCUUCCCAACUGAGUCACACAUCACUUUUGUAAUAUUUGUUUGUUUCACUAAGAUUUCUUUCUAUAAAUUUCUUCAGUGUGAAAGAUGGAAUAAAAAUAUUUCUUUCACAGUUGCUCCCAGUGACAGGUAAUAAACCCAUUUUUGAAAGGUGGUGUAAUAACUGAGCUGUGAACAAUAGGAUUUCCUUCUGGAGAUAUCAUUAUUUUUUAGCAUAUUUGUUUUAAUAGAAAGUAAACUGCAGAAUACAGGUUUUGAAUCACUGUUGUUUUAAAAGUAGUUCUCACUUUUUCACUACGUGGGUGACUUCUAAACAUUUAGAAACUUUUCAUCUGUAAGUAUAUUUAUCUGAGGACAAAGUUACAAAUUUGUGAGACUGAAUUCAUACUCAUAAACUAAGAUAAGUAAAACAGCAUUUACUUAUCAUAGUAUUUCAGUAGACGUUACAUUAACAGUUUCAACUAUUAUGCGUGCCCACUGAUGAUACUUGAAGUGUGAGUCGGUUAUCUAAAGAAUCUAUGAGAAAACUCUGGUCUCUCAGAUGAUGAAAAGAGACUACACUUGUGAUACAGUGCAGCCAUUCAUGCUUUUGUCUUAUUGUUUUUAAAAUUGCAUGUUUUUUUAAUAGAUCAGGAAUUUCAUAUUUAUGAAUUUAAAAAAAUAUUUAAUUCAUUAUUAAAUAUCAGUUCAUCCCAAAGAAAAA